AUGUCCACCAAAUUACCGCCGCAUCGCCAUCUGAACACCACCUACGAGGAAGAGGCUAUUGGAGCAACUUUUGGAGCAGACAAGUUGCUUCACCUAGCCCAACCUGACCCUGAAAGUAUUCUCAAAAAGAUACCGGAGUUUUCGUUUGUGCACUUCGCCUGUCAUGGUGCCUCGAUCAAUAACAACCCGAACAGGAGCGGGCUUGUACUGGUUAAGGACGGAAAGCCUGCAGAUCUGACGAUUGCCAAUCUUGAGGAGAUUGAGCUUAAAGAGAGUUCCGCAGCUUAUCUUUCAGCAUGCUCUACAGCCCAGCAAGCAGAUAGCAAGCUUGCCGGGGAAGCCAUACCUCUGGCUAACUCUUUCCAGGCAUUGGGCUUCCGGCACGUCAUAGGGACUAUGUGGGGAGCAGACGACACUGCAGCCGGGGAGGUAGCGAGGAGGUUCUACAAGAAACUCAUGUCACCCACUGAAAAUAGCAUGGGCGAUGGGCAGCUAAAUGCUGCGACUGCGCUGCACGAAGCUGUCAAGGAGUAUAGAACUGCGUGCUUAAGUGGGGUCCUUUCAUUCAUGUUGGUAUCUAGGAAAGCAUGGUCUGUAUGUGUAUACAACGAAUCGUCGUAUAGUUGA
Messenger RNA from Colletotrichum aenigma, 627 nucleotides. RefSeq lists its product as uncharacterized. The transcript has a single exon. NCBI's taxonomy places the organism in Eukaryota, Fungi, Ascomycota, Sordariomycetes, Glomerellales, Glomerellaceae. The record is from RefSeq and is a predicted model, not a curated record. Bases 1 to 627 code for a protein of 208 amino acids.